CAAAGGGACUUACCGGCGAGAUAUGUCAAAUAUUGGAGCGCCGCCGUGAUGAAUGAAUAUCAGAUUGGGUUGCGACAGUGACAUGCUAGCUUUUUUCUUCAUUUCUCGUUUCCUCUAUGCUCCUUUAGCGGUAUCACGAUAUUUUGAUACAGUCUGAGAAUGGGGCCAACACGUAGUAAUGCCAGUUGCGUUUUUGCCGGCGCGUCAGCCACCUGCAGCCUUCAAAGCUGAGAAAAUGCAUAGCUCUACCACCACCACUCCCAAGAAAGUGCUAUCAGUCAUCCAUAAUAUCCCACGGAAAGUGAAGACUAGCCGCUCCAGGAAUGCCCGGCGAUUCCGAGGGAAAGAGAACGUUCCUCCCAUGGCGGCGCUUGAUGACCUCCUUCGCAUGCCCACUAUCGUUAUCACGAGCCCUUCAAGUCAAACACUCGAUACUUCUCAGGCGUGGCUGCCAAGGGAUGGGAUGAUGAUUAUCAAGGUGUCAGUACCCUCCAGUGACGAUAUCUGGAAGUUCAAGGUGCCGGUGGACGUCAUGCUGCCGGACUUUCUGUUGCGAGUAGAGAAGAAAGUCGGUUUCCCAGUCCAUCUCGUGUGCGACAUGGGGAUUGCGCCUGCGAUGCCUGUCACAACGGAAAGCACCUUCAGAAUAUGGGUCGCGGGUAGAAUCCAAAAUGGCAAGAAUACGAAGCUCAUCGCGGAGCCCCGUCUUUAAUCAACCCGCCGCACGCUAGCCUCCUUUGUCAACCCUCCGAGAUCCGCGGUCUUGCGCAUGGGCCUUGCUUCACCAUAAUGGCGGUCUUGACUCUCGAAUUCCUCGCUCAGACGAUCUUCCAAAUGUUUCCUCCAGAUAGAUUCGACAUGCGGCGUUGGCUUUGGCGAUAGUUUUGACACCUUCCACUCAUUUUAUGCAUGUUGCUCGUCACCAAAUUGGGUCUCUGUCUCCUUCCAGGCCAUCCUCAG
Messenger RNA from Laetiporus sulphureus 93-53, 960 nucleotides. RefSeq lists its product as uncharacterized. The coding region runs from base 179 to 712 and encodes 177 amino acids. NCBI's taxonomy places the organism in Eukaryota, Fungi, Basidiomycota, Agaricomycetes, Polyporales, Laetiporaceae. The transcript has 3 exons. The record is from RefSeq and is a predicted model, not a curated record.